Molecule: messenger RNA, 3380 nt
Organism: Colletotrichum scovillei
Lineage: Eukaryota; Fungi; Ascomycota; Sordariomycetes; Glomerellales; Glomerellaceae
Exons: 4
Coding region: 368-2026 (552 amino acids)
Biological process (GO): positive regulation of transcription by RNA polymerase II
Cellular component (GO): nucleus
Molecular function (GO): transcription cis-regulatory region binding; DNA-binding transcription factor activity
Source: RefSeq, a predicted model, not a curated record
CGACGGCGACACGGACGGCGGCGCCGCUCACCUUGAGACGCGGGGUGCCGAGCAGAUUUCGGCGAGAGAUGAAGGCAAUGAAGCUCUCGCCGGUGACGGCAAGGUGAAGGAAGCUCAAGGUCGUCGUUGUCGGUUGCUGUUCUCACGCCGAGGAAGAGUGAGAAAGUCGGUUGCGAUGGCUCUGGUCUCGGUUUGUGAGAAACGAGGCAGCUGUGGAGAGAGAGCCGGUGGGAGAGAACCGCAAAGUUUGACAGAGAUAUCAUGAUCGAGGACCAGGUUGCUGACUGUGUUUGAUCCGUGCAGCGAGCAGUGUCGCGAGCAGCACCUGCGAUGUGAUCGAGUGCUGCCCAUCUGCGGGCGGUGCCUGAUGACAGGGCGAGAGUGCAAAAAGGGCUACAAGUUUCGCGCACCCAAGCACGCCGUAUUCAGAGAGAGCCACAAGUGGCCAGCGCCGCCAAAGAAGCUCAAGUUCAUCGACGAGACUCGCGGUGUCGAGCUCGGCGAGGACCUCGACAGCAACGAGUCCGUCCACGACUCGGCGCCGGACGUUGACGAGGUUGGGACAGAAGCCACAACAGAAGUUGCGUCCACUUCGCCAGGCACGGCUACAGUCGUGGACUCGACAGUCUCAGAUGAUCAGCGUCGGCCGUCAAUAUACGCAGCAAAGGCGGCAAGCUGGCCUUUGCCUGGCGACGAGAGCCGGCCCGGCGCCAAAAGCGUUGUUGAUGGCGGCGACGUGGUGGACGAGCCUGUCCAACCUCCGCAUCGGAUAUCGUUGAGUACGCCCGGCGCCGAUAACCACAGCCAGCACGGUAGCCAUCGCGAACAUUCUGGCUCCGUCGUGAGUCUGCCACCGGUGCAGUCCAUGUUGCCGCCGUUGGAGGGCAUAUACACCGAUCGACCGAUAUGGCCUAUCCAAGGCCGAAAAGAAGCCACGCUGUUCCGUCAUUACGUGGACAAACUUGGAUUCUGGCUCGAUGCGUGUGAUCCCUCCAGACAUUUCGAGGUCGAAGUACCGCAGCGUGCCGGCUCAUGUCCCAUCUUGCUUAACGCCAUCUUCGCCCUUGCCUCGAGGCAUCUCAGCCUGACGAGCGCAUACGACUCGCUGGCAUCGAACCGGUACCACGAGCAGUGCCUCAACUACUUGAUUCCACUGCUGGAUCACGCAGGAACGGUGUCGGACGAGAACUUGUUUGCUGCAACAAUCAUACUUCGCGUGCUGGAAGAAAUCGAUGUAAACACCCUGGGCCAGGACACGCACGGCCACCUGCUCGGAAUUCACGCCUUUGUCAACGCCGGAGACCGAUUCCUUAUGCCGGGAACUUUGACGGCGGCAUGCUUUUGGGCUGGACUGAGGCAGGAGAUCUACAGCGCCGUCAUCAACCAACAGGUGGUCCGAAUGAACCUCGGUCAUGCCAUUGUCGACCGAUCCACCACCCCGGCCGACGACUUUGUCUGGGCAAAUCGUGCCAUUGUCCACUGCGCCGAUGUCCUCAACUUCUGCUUCGGGUCCGAGGCGGGGUCGGUGCUGCAAUGGGGCCAGCUCGAAAUGGCAAACAGAGAAUGGAAGAACGCGCUACCGCCGUCGUACACUCCCAUCUUCUUCCGAGAAAGGACAGAUGAGGAGGCUUUUCCCGAAGUAUGGUACCAGAAGGCGUGUCAUAUCAUCGCUGUCCAACACCACAUUCUCGCCGAAAUGUACCUCGUGCUGUUCAAUCCGAGCAUACCACGAGUCGGCGGUGGCCGUAAAGCCGCUGAGAAAAGGUUGACGCAGCAGAUACAGGAUCUCCUGCGGAGUCUCUGUGGAAUCGGCAUGUGCAACCAGUGGUCACCGCCGGCCAUGUUCACGGCUUGUAUGGGUAUAGCCAUCGCCGGUGAUCGAUUCGACACCAAGCAUGACCAGGAAGCUCUGCUGAAGAUGCUCAGCAUCACCGAAAAGGCCCACGCAAGGCCCACGACAGCGGUGCGGGAUCAGCUGAUGCACGCAUGGGGCUGGAUGGACGGGGAGGCAAUGAACGAGGAUUGAGGAGGAGCACAGGGUGACCGCCCACUUCGCCCUACCCCAGACCGCAGAGGUUGGGAGAGGCGGGGUUCAGAGACAUGCGUAGGCGAACUGGACUGGCAGGCCAGUCGCCGAGAAGAUGUUUGAUGAAAGCCUCUUCCAUUGGAUCACGAUAAUGACUGUUGGGCGAGACACGAGAGAGAUCGCCCCUCACUAGGAUUGGAUAUGGAUCACGAUAGACUUGGUGCAUGGGGCUGGACUGGACUGGACUGAACUGAACCGGACAUGACUGGAUACGUCCCCCGGACUUGGAUUUCGCUUGGUUUGCAAUCUGUGGAUACCCGACUUGAUAGUGUAAAAGCGUCAUGAUGCUGUGUUUGUAGUGGCAGGAUCUGGCUGGCCUGGCUUGGCUGGCACAGUAGUAUAGCGUACGAUGCAGGCUGAAAGCAAUCGGACAUAUUUCGCGAUUCCAUCUGCUUGGUUCCUCAUUAUCCGCGGGUUAUCGCUGGCCAACCUGAUCUCGAGAGUGUCUGAUUUCAAAGAUGGCGAUGCUCACGGGCUCCCCGCACACGGCGCACACGGCGUUCCAUCCACAUGGUGCCCAUAUACGAAUAGAUGAGCAUCGUCGUGUACUGCCGGCUGGUCUGAGCUUGAAACUGACAGCUGCCGUGGCACAUUGGAACACGUAGGGACCAUCCAGAUCCCGCGGGGUUGUUUGGGACGCGUGGGGAAGCCAGCAGGUCUUGGCCAAGCUCGCCCUGGAUUACCGUCAGGGACGACAUUGGGAAGGAGGCCCCGAAGCUGUGACGAAAAUUGAUGUCAGACGUGUUCGUUUUGGGCGAAUCGAAGGCUCCGAAGCCAAGAAUCUCGGGAGAAGGCCGGGGCGGACACCGGGUGACGGUGAGGGGAGAGGUCUGGCAAGGGACCACUGGGAUGUAGCCUCCGGCAAGUGUUCUAUAUCCAAUCAGUAGGAAGCCAUUACUGAAAAGAGGAGAGGAAUCCGCGGGGAUGGAGAUGUCCUGCAUUGAGCGGGAACGGCGUUGGUUGGCGUUGGCAGGGGGGGUGUCGAGGUCUGCGUGGCAGCCAAAAGCCAAAAGAGGGAAUAAUCAAACAUAGUCUGCAAAUCCCAUGAUGAUGGCGGCGGGGCUAGAAGGUCUCGUAGGGUCGUGGAGGGGUGGACCGGGGGAAAAGCGAUUAAGCUUUGCCGCAGAAAAAGAAUCCAAGAUUGGCAGAGACGCAAGGGCGCCGUCACAUUGCAUCGUUUCUGGCCAUCCCGGAAUGCGGUUGGCGUGGAGUCGUGGAGGUCUGGAGAUGGAAGAAGCGUUCGAGCGUUUGCGACUGACAAGGAUGGCAGUCGUGGAUCUCGGGAUUCUUUGCC